This is a messenger RNA of Papilio machaon (common yellow swallowtail), 3402 nucleotides long. RefSeq lists its product as uncharacterized. Gene Ontology annotation, biological process: DNA integration. The coding region runs from base 1 to 3402 and encodes 1133 amino acids. The transcript is spliced from 2 exons. The record is from RefSeq and is a predicted model, not a curated record. NCBI's taxonomy places the organism in Eukaryota, Metazoa, Arthropoda, Insecta, Lepidoptera, Papilionidae. Gene Ontology annotation, molecular function: zinc ion binding; nucleic acid binding.
AUGCCUUUCGGAAAGUUGCACGAAUACGAUAUUAACGAUCGUAACAACUGGAGUGCGUACGUUCGUCUCGUUAAGCAAUUCAUCUUACUUAACGACAUCAGAGAAGAUCUACACGUCGCAACACUACUCACGCAUGUCGGAGCGGCCACGUACGAGCUGAUGUGUGACCUGUGUGCGCCCAUGCAUCCGGAGACCAAGUCUUUCCAAGCUCUGGUCGAACUUGUCGGAAAUCAUCUCGAACCAAAAAGAUCGGAGAUAGCCGAAAGGCACCUGUUUAGACAAAGGCGACAGACCGAGAAUGAACCGAUAAGCGUGUUUCUGCAAAAUUUAAAGCACUUAGCGAAGCAUUGCAAUUUUGGAGCUACGCUUGAAGAAAAUAUUAGAGAUCAAUUCGUCUCUGGACUUCGAAAUGAAGUGAUGCGGUCUCGUCUGUUCGCGGAACCCACAUUGGAUUACAAAAAGGCGGUGGAGUUGGCGCUUGCGCUGGAAGCAGCUGAGAGGCAUGCGGAAGCGGCCGGCGGCGACGGCCAGGCGUCGGCGCCGGGAGCUUCGGGACUCGAGCAGGCAGGCGGCCUGCAUCGCGUGGCCACGGGGGCCACACCGUCGCGGCGCCCCGCUUGCUGGCGCUGCGGCAAGGACGACCACACGGCAGAUAAGUGCACAUUCAAAACAAAAAUUAAAUUACAUUUGAAAGAUACAACGCCGAUAUUUUGCAAGGCCCGUCCACUGCCGUUAGCAUUGCGCUCACCCGUCGAGCGCGAGUUAGAACGCUUACAAGCGGAGGGAAUUAUUUAUAAAGUGGAUAGGUCCGACUACGGAACGCCCAUUGUACCUAUAAUUAAGCGCGAUGGAACAAUUAGGAUUUGUGGAGAUUAUAAAGUUACAGUAAAUCCUUUAUUAAAAGAUUUUCACUAUCCUUUACCGCGCACAGAAGAGUUGUUUGCAGCGUUAAGUGGUGGCGAACAGUUUACUAAAUUGGAUUUAAAGAAUGCGUAUCUGCAAGUAGUGUUAGAUGAAGCUUCGCAACCACUAACGGCUAUAACAACACAUAUGGGUGUUUUUGUGUAUCGAAGGGCCCCGUUUGGUUUAAAAUGUUUGCCGGAGAUGUUCCAAAAAUUAAUUGAGGAAACUCUAAGCGGAUUAGAUUGUGUUGUAGCAUUUAUUGACGAUAUAUGUAUCACCGGGCGCAACAGAGAGCAUCAUUUACAAAAUGUUAAAGAGGUAUUGUCUCGGUUAGAGGAAGCGGGUUUACGUAUUAAAUUUGAAAAAUGUGAGUUUUUUAUGGAUGAAAUUUCAUAUUUAGGAUAUAGAAUUGAUAAAAAUGGAGUACAUACAGAUAAAAAUAAAGUAUCCGCCAUUGUAAAUUUACCUGUGCCGAAAAAUGUAUCACAACUUCGAGCAGCUUUAGGCUUAAUUAAUUAUUAUUCGCGCUUCAUUCCGAACAUGAGCACAUUGUUAAAUCCAUUGUAUAAGUUAUUGGCGAAAGGUAGCAAAUGGUGUUGGAAUAGGGAUUGCGAGCGGGCAUUUGAAGCGGUUAAAGAGAAGCUGGUUAGCGGGCCCGCGCUCGCGCACUACUCGCCUACGUUACCGCUGGUACUCGCCGUAGAUAGCAGCGCAUACGGUCUGGGCGCCGUGCUGGCGCAUCGCAUGUCCGACGGCAGCGAGCGAAUCGUUAGCUGCGCUUCGCGCACACUCACUGAUGCGGAGCGGCGCUACAGCCAGAUCGACAAAGAAGCAUUGGCGAUAGUUUACGGGGUAAGCAGACACCAUCAAUAUUUGUUUGGACGUAAAUUUACUCUUCGGAGCGAUCACAAGGCACUCACAUACAUCUUCGGACCGAAACACGGCAUACCACAAACGGCGGCUAGUCGACUGCAGAGGUAUGCUGUUCGUCUGGCGGCAUACGACUUCGACAUCGUCUUUGUAUCGACAGAUAAAAAUGGCAAUGCCGAUGGCUUGUCCCGUCUACCUCAGCCAGCGUCCAGUAAGUCGAGGGAGGAGGACGACGCCGCGACUUACUUACAUUUCGUAGAAGACAGUUUCCCUCUUAGCCACAGGGACGUGGCAAAGGAUACGGCGAAAGAUGUCAUAUUAAGAAAGAUAUAUGGAUAUAUCGUGAGCGGUUGGCCACACCAGACCGAAAUCGAAGGCGAGAAGCCAUAUUUUCAUCGUAAAGAGGAGUUACACGUCGAUCAUGGAUGCAUUGUGUGGGGGUACCGGGUGGUCAUACCGGGUACUUUGCGCAAACAAAUAGUGGAGGAGGUCCACGCAGGCCACGUGGGCAUGGUGAGAAUGAAGCAAAUAGCUCGCGGCUACGUGUGGUGGCCGCGACUCGACGCGGAGCUGGAGGAACGCGCACGCACGUGCGCCGUGUGCCGCGAUCAGAGGGACGCGCCGCCACGCGCCACGCCCGUGCCCUAUGCAUGGCCCUCGGAACCGUGGACCCGUUUACACGCGGACUUCCUACAACAUGGUGGUCGACAUUACUUACUCGUCAUCGACGCUCAUUCUAAGUGGAUCGAGAUAUUCCAUAUGAGUGGCGGGACAUCUGCAUCUUCGGUGGAAAAUAAAUUCAGAGAAUUAUUCGCUAGAUUUGGUCUUCCUAGACAAAUGGUUACGGAUGGAGGGCCACCUUUCACUUCUCGUGAAUUUGAGGAGUUUUUGAAGAAAAAUUGUGUAGACCAUAUCGUGACGGCACCGUACCAUCCGUCAAGCAAUGGGGCAGCAGAAAAUGCAGUGAAGACCGUGAAAAAGGUCAUCAAGAAAGCUCAAUUAGAGGGCGAAAAUAUCGACCGCGCGUUAAGCAAAUUUUUAAUGCAGUAUCGCAACAGUACACACUGCAGCACGCAACGCGAACCUGCUGUGGCCAUGAUCGGACGGAGGCUGCGCACGCGUCUGGAUCUGCUGCGGCCUGCUGCCGCCACCGGCGAGGCCGUGGCGCGCGCGCAAAGCAAGCAGCGGCAGCACGCGGGGGGAAGCGCGCGCGUCCUCGCUGUCGGCGACGCCGUACUCGUUAGGAAUUACGGGAGAGGAGAUAAAUGGAUGGAGGGCAUAGUGACAGAACGCACGGGCAAGGUUACCUAUGCGGUUAAUACAGGUGAUAAGAUAAAUACCCGCCAUAUUGAUCAAAUAGUUCCUAAGAAAAAUUCGCGUCACUCUUGGCAUGUUCCUAUUCAAAAUGAAACGAAUGAAGAUAGUGAGCGUUCCCACGUACAGGUGGACGACAUUGCUGAAACGGGAGUACCAGGGGCGCGCGAAAUCGAUAAUCCGAAUAUCGCCGCGAGAACACAUGAAAUUCCGUGUACAUCUUCGUUCGAAACUAAUCUCUCGCCGGAGCUUUCAAUUCCCACUCCAACACCAGAGCAAAAGCGUUAUAAUUUAAGGCCACGAAAAAUAAAAUAA